Messenger RNA from Caenorhabditis elegans, 1044 nucleotides. RefSeq names its product Ras-related protein Rab-8A (gene rab-8). Gene Ontology annotation, cellular component: cytoplasm; endomembrane system. The coding region runs from base 28 to 663 and encodes 211 amino acids. Gene Ontology annotation, molecular function: GTPase activity; GTP binding. The transcript is spliced from 4 exons. NCBI's taxonomy places the organism in Eukaryota, Metazoa, Nematoda, Chromadorea, Rhabditida, Rhabditidae. The record is from RefSeq and is marked reviewed.
AGCUUUUCUCUCACUCACUCCAAUAAAAUGGCAAAAACUUACGACUACUUGUUUAAGCUCUUGCUUAUUGGAGACAGUGGAGUCGGCAAGACGUGCGUACUGUUCCGGUUCUCAGAUGAUUCGUUCAAUAACUCGUUCAUUUCAACAAUUGGAAUCGACUUCAAAAUCCGUACGAUUGAGCUCGAUGGGAAGAAAAUCAAACUUCAAAUUUGGGACACAGCCGGGCAGGAGAGAUUCAGAACUAUCACAACGGCUUAUUACCGCGGUGCUAUGGGAAUCAUUCUGGUGUACGAUAUCACCAACGAGCGAUCAUUUGAAAACAUCAAAAACUGGAUUCGCAAUAUAGAAGAGCAUGCGGCUUCGGAUGUCGAGAGGAUGAUCAUCGGCAACAAAUGUGAUAUUGAAGAACGCCGUGAAGUGUCGCGGGACCGUGGAGAGCAGCUCGCAAUCGAGUACGGCACGAAAUUCCUGGAAACGUCGGCGAAGGCCAAUCUGAAUAUUGAUGAAGCUUUCUUCACACUGGCUCGUGAUAUCAAGAGCAAGAUGGAGCAGAACGAGAUGCGUGCCGGUGGAUCAGUUUCGAAUACGGGUCGUGUGAACGUCGGUGGAUCGGGGACACAGAAGAAGAGCUUCUUCAGCAACUGGAGCUGCAAUUUGCUUUAAAUUUAUUGCUCUCUCGCCAUGUUCUGCCCUUUUCGAAGUUGAUUGUGAUUCAAUUCAAUUCAACUUCAAUAGUGUACCAUAUCUCUUUUCAUAUUUUCUUUCCGUUUGAAUUUUCUGUUCCAAAAACUCCUCCUUCGCACAUUUUUGUAUGCAGUACGGUUAUAAUUCUAAAAAUAACCUUUUUUCUUCUCUCUUCUCUUCUGACCAUAAUAACCAACACUUGCUUUGUUUUUACCAUUUUCGUCCCGUCUAUUUCUCUGUGUCCGCUCUCUCUCGCAUAUUCAAUUCACCCCCCUACACCCAGCAUUCUGAUGAGAUUUCUUUUCAGGAUUUCAGAUUUAUUUUUUUCGCGAAUGUAUGAACCAAAUUGCAUGUUUUCCC